This is a messenger RNA of Rhopalosiphum padi (bird cherry-oat aphid), 1089 nucleotides long. RefSeq names its product formin-2-like. The record is from RefSeq and is a predicted model, not a curated record. The transcript has a single exon. The coding region runs from base 1 to 1089 and encodes 362 amino acids. Lineage: Eukaryota; Metazoa; Arthropoda; Insecta; Hemiptera; Aphididae.
AUGCAACACGCAAGAACUUUGCUAAAGUCACUAUACUCUACAUCGCGUAUUAUAUUACAGCAGACGCCAACCACAUAUACUGCGCCCACCAGGACUUAUGGUAAUAAUAUCGGAAAUUCAUCAAUGCGCUGUGGUUCACCAAGCCACUUAAAGAAUAUCGGAUUUCCGCUUCCAAAUCCUUCAGCUAUUGUUUGCGCGUCACUGCCGAAACCUCCAUCCGGUGGCAGCGGGUCACCACCAAAACCCCCCGCAGGUGGCUGUGGAUCACCACCUAAACCUCCCUCGGGUGGCUGUGGAUCUCCACCAAAACCUCCAUCCGGCGGUUGCGGCUCACCACCUAAACCCCCCGCAGGUGGCUGUGGAUCACCACCGAAACCCCCCGCAAGUGGCUGUGGAUCACCACCGAAACCUCCAUCCGGCGGUUGCGGGUCGCCAUCAAAACCCCCCGCAAGUGGCUGUGGAUCACCACCGAAACCUCCAUCCGGUGGUUGCGGGUCACCACCUAAACCUCCCUCAGGUGGCUGUGGAUCGCCACCAAAACCUCCGACUGGUGGUUGUGGAUCGUCACCGAAACCUCCGUCUGGUGGUUGCGGGUCACCACCGAAAUCUCCGUCUGGUUGUUGUGCGCCACCACCGAAAACCUCGUUUCAUGGUUGCGAGUCACCACCGAAACCCUCAUUUAAUUAUUGUGUGAUACCAAAACCCCCCGCAGGUGGCUGUGGAUCACCACCGAAACCUCCAUCCAGCGGUUGCGGGUCACCACCUAAACCUCCCUCGGGCGGUUGCGGGUCGCCACCAAAACCCCCCGCAAGUGGCUGUGGAUCACCACCGAAACCUUCAUCCGGCAGUUGCGGGUCACCAUCUAAACCUCCCUCAGGUGGCUGUGGAUCGCCACCGAAACCUCCGUCUGGUGGUUGUGGGUCACCACCGAAACCCCCGUCUAGUGGCUGUGGGUCACCACCAAAGCCUUCGUCUGGCGGAUGUGAAUCGCCACCGAAACCUCCGUCCACUGGAUGUGAUAAACAAACAAAAUCUCCGUCAGAUAGCAAGUCCCUAGCAAAUAAACUAUUUCCAUGGUCUAAAAAAUAA